Messenger RNA from Chenopodium quinoa (quinoa), 912 nucleotides. Its product is annotated as heavy metal-associated isoprenylated plant protein 24-like. Lineage: Eukaryota; Viridiplantae; Streptophyta; Magnoliopsida; Caryophyllales; Amaranthaceae. The record is from RefSeq and is a predicted model, not a curated record. The coding region runs from base 233 to 676 and encodes 147 amino acids. Gene Ontology annotation, molecular function: metal ion binding. The transcript has 2 exons.
CACUACCAAAUCUACCACUUCUAACUAGUUCUUGUCUUUUCACUCUCUCUUUUCUCUCUUUUUCCUCAAUAAUUCUUCCCACUAAUUUUAUUGUUAAACCUUAUAAUAGUGAUCAAAAGUUGAUUACUUUGUAAGAACUAUUUAUAGUAAGGCAUAUAUAUUAGUGUUUACUAUAAAUAGUGAAAUAAAGAGUUUAUAGAGUGAUUAAGAGAAGAUUAAUUAACCAACAAAAAUGGGUGUUCAAGGAACUUUGGACUAUUUGUCAGACUUGAUAAGCAGUGCAAAGAAGGGAAAGAAAAGGAAGCAAUUAAACACGGUUAAUCUCAAGGUUACAAGAAUUGAUUGUGAAGGUUGUGCUAUGAAAAUGAAGAAAGCUCUUUCUGGUCUCAAAGGAGUAAAAUCAGUGGAUGUGGAUAUGAAACAACAAAAGGUGACAGUGACAGGAUUUGUGGAAGCAAAAAAAGUGUUGGAAGCAGCCAAGUCAACAAAGAAGAAGAUUGAGUUAUGGCCUUAUGUACCUUACCAUAUGGUUCCACACCCUUAUAUUGCUGGUGCUUAUGACAAAAAAGCCCCUGCUAAUUUUGUUAGGAAAACUGAUGAUUCUAUGACUCCUUUGGAAGAACAAUAUACUACCAUGUUUAGUGAUGAAAAUCCUGAUGCUUGUACUAUUAUGUGAUUUUUUAACUUUAUGUUUAUGUAUGUAUGUAUGUAUAUGCACUGGAUUAUGUACUGUUGAAUACUAGUUAGCUUAUGAUUUUUAGUUUUGGCCCCGGUAAUUUAUGAUUCCUAGCUUCGCCCCUGUAUGCACAAUAUGUAGUUUUUGGUUGAUUUUGUAUAAUUUCUUGUUUGAAUUGUAAAAGUUGUUGGAUUAGUGUAAAUACUAGUACGAGAGUAGAUGUGUUGGCUUUUAAA